Messenger RNA from Hypanus sabinus (Atlantic stingray), 2721 nucleotides. RefSeq names its product solute carrier family 6 member 3 (gene slc6a3). Gene Ontology annotation, molecular function: norepinephrine:sodium symporter activity; dopamine:sodium symporter activity. The record is from RefSeq and is a predicted model, not a curated record. Gene Ontology annotation, biological process: dopamine uptake involved in synaptic transmission; sodium ion transmembrane transport. The coding region runs from base 1 to 1857 and encodes 618 amino acids. Lineage: Eukaryota; Metazoa; Chordata; Chondrichthyes; Myliobatiformes; Dasyatidae. Gene Ontology annotation, cellular component: presynaptic membrane; neuronal cell body membrane; neuron projection. The transcript has 14 exons.
AUGAUCAAAGGGAGACUCCUCGGCCUGAUGUCUUCAGUUGUGGCCCCAGUUCAGGAGUUCAACAGGAUGGAGACCAAGAAGGUGGAACUGAUUCUGGUAAAGGAGCAGAAUGGCGUGCAGUUUACCAAUUCGACGCUUGUCAGCUCUCCACAGCCCGCUGGGGAAGGAGUCGGUGAGACCCAGGUGAGACAGACCUGGGCCAAGAAGAUCGAUUUCCUCCUCUCGGUUGUCGGCUUUGCGGUGGACUUGGCCAAUGUCUGGAGAUUCCCUUAUCUCUGUUAUCGCAACGGCGGAGGGGCUUUCCUCGUCCCGUACCUGUUCUUCAUGUUCAUCGCUGGAAUGCCGCUGUUUUACAUGGAAUUGGCACUGGGGCAGUUCAACCGAGAAGGCGCCGCGGGGGUCUGGAAGAUCUGUCCCAUAUUUAAAGGUGUUGGCUUCACGGUUAUCUUGAUCGCACUGUAUGUCGGCUUCUAUUACAAUGUAAUCAUCGCCUGGGCUCUCUAUUACCUCUUCUCAUCCUUUACAAUGGAGCUGCCAUGGAUACACUGCAACAACAGCUGGAACAGUCCCAAUUGUUCUGAGGUCACCAACUUUACUCAGCAGAAAUAUUACGAGUAUAAAACCAACCCUGCCGCUGAAUAUUACGAGCGUAGAAUGCUUCACCUUCAUGAAAGUACGGGGAUCCAUGACAUCGGCAAGCUCAGGUGGCAACUCACCAGUUGUUUAUUCGUCGUUAUUGUGAUCCUUUACUUCAGCCUGUGGAAGGGAGUUCGAACUUCUGGCAAGGUUGUCUGGAUUACUGCCACAAUGCCUUACAUUGUCCUCACAAUCUUGCUCCUUCGUGGAAUCACUCUCCCUGGAGCGAUAGAUGGAAUUAAAGCGUAUCUAAGUGUUGACUUCUUGCGGCUUCGGAAGGCCUCGGUUUGGAUAGAUGCAGCGACACAGAUAUGUUUCUCUCUUGGAGUGGGUUUUGGUGUACUAAUAGCAUUUGCAAGCUAUAACAAAUUUAAUAACAAUUGCUACAGGGAUGCCAUCAUUACCAGUUCUGUCAACUCAGUGACAAGUUUCUUCUCUGGAUUUGUUGUCUUCUCUUUCCUGGGCUACAUGUCAAAGCAACGUGGAGUUCCCCUGGAGGACGUGGCCACUGGAGAAGCCGGACUGGUAUUCAUCAUUUACCCAGAAGCAAUCGCCACUCUUCCUGGUUCGUCAGUUUGGUCGGUCAUCUUCUUCAUCAUGCUUCUGACGCUUGGACUGGACAGUGCAAUGGGCGGCAUGGAAUCAGUGAUCACAGGAGUGAUUGAUGAAUUCAAGUUCCUGCGUAACCACAGGGAGAUCUUCACGCUUUUUAUCAUUAUAAUUACCUUUCUAGUGUCUCUCUUCUGUAUAACUGAUGGUGGAAUCUACGUGUUCACCUUAUUAGACAAGUUUGCAGCAGAGACGUCCAUUCUGUUUGGAGUGCUAAUGGAAACUAUUGGAGUGGCUUGGUUUUAUGGAGUUGAUCGUUUCAGCAAUGAUAUUGAAAAAAUGAUUGGUACAAGACCCGGCUUAUAUUGGAGACUGUGCUGGAAGUUUGUCAGCCCCUGCUUCCUUCUGUUUGUUGUGGUCAUUAGCAUUUCAACAUUUAAAGCCCCAGAAUAUGACAAUUACAUCUUUCCAGACUGGGCCAAUGUAAUUGGAUGGUGUAUUGCUGUAUCUUCAAUGGCACUUGUACCCAUUUAUGCUGUGUACAAGUGUGUCAGUCUGCGUGGAUCUCUGCGUGAGAAGUUAGCAAUUGCAAUUACAUCUGAGACGGACCGUCACCUGGUGGAAGAUGGUGAAGCCCACCAGUUCACUCUGCACCACUGGCUCACGGUCUGACUGCCUGAGGCAGAGGCUAACAACACAAGAGUAACUCUGAAAGGGGCAGAAUGAAAGCCUUCACCCUUCACUAACUGAGUUAGGACAAAAUAGCUCAGAAAGUUGUACUUAAACUGUGGUACAUGUUCUGUAAGUGAUGCUACAUAUAGUGUGCAAAAGGGCAUUCUUCUAUUUCUUUGACAUUGGUAACAGCAUCAGUCAAAGGAGAUUGCAACUUAGAUCCAUCUUCCAUAGGCCAUCACCCCAUUGUUGCAUUGAGAAUAUUAAUUAUUAUAUUUAACUUGCCCACCACAAAUUGAAUACGACCAUUGGCUUUCCUUGUAGUUCAUAUGUACGUCUACUGGAAGUCCAGAUAUUAGAUCUUAAAGUAUAAGCUUAAUCAUUAAUGAACUCUCUUUGCAGCAUUCUUACAUUUGGGCAGGAGAUUGUGGGUUCUACUUCCAUUCUAGACUGUAACUAUUAGUCAUUAUGAUUUGUGUAUGGCUCUCUCUCAAAUAAAAUACUAAACCGAGGCCCUACUUGUGUUCUCAAGUGGAUUAGGUCCAAACCCACAGCCACAUUGCAAAAUUCUCCCCAAAGGAUAAAUCAUGAGGAAGGAUGCCAGUCAAUAUCAUUAAACCAGCUAAUUUCACCAUUGCUCCAAGCAAAUUGGCAGCUACAUUAAUACAAUAACUACAUUGCAAGAGUAUUUCAUUAGCCCAUGGACUAUCAACAAUUGUCAAGGAAGGUGCUAUAUAAAUGCAAGAAUUUUUGUUUUAGUUUUUAGUUCAAUGUUUUAUCGACCUCAAGCUUCAAAAUACUGAGAUUCUAUGAUGAAAGGCUCAAUAACUGUUCUGUCACAGACGUCCAAAGUUCAUGACCAUC